Messenger RNA from Girardinichthys multiradiatus, 1757 nucleotides. RefSeq names its product fibronectin type III domain-containing protein 4-like. The record is from RefSeq and is a predicted model, not a curated record. Bases 567 to 1268 code for a protein of 233 amino acids. NCBI's taxonomy places the organism in Eukaryota, Metazoa, Chordata, Actinopteri, Cyprinodontiformes, Goodeidae. The transcript has 7 exons. Gene Ontology annotation, molecular function: protein binding.
AGGGGGGUUACCGACUGGUCCAUCCUCUUUCUCGCUCUCCCUCCUCCUCAUCCUCUUCAUCCUCCAUGCUGUUUGGUGACAGGAUUUCAGCGCAGACCAUUCCAGUGUGUCUUUCAGGCUAAAUGGAGGAGUUAAUAGAGCUCCUGCAGACAUUUUCUCCUCCUCACUGAUCCCCACUGUGCAUACAGAAAGGCCAGCCUUAAUUGGCUGUAAUUUCGUCCAGCGAAAGCUAACGUUUGUUCGUACCUGGGUGGCGCUCUGACCUACAGCGGAGAAAAGGCGCAUUUUUACCCCCGGUGGGCACACGGUCAGAGCGGAGUUGGCCGGGACUACCUGUUUGCUUCCCCCGGGUGGAGCGAGCGUAUUGCCCGACUAAUAUUCACUGAACGCCGUCGCUGGUGCUACAUACCUACUGACCUACUUUGUGUUAGUUGGAAGUAAAAGAGUUGGGGCGGCUACGGUUUCAAAGAGAUGAAAGGUGUUGUGGACACAGCGAAGACCCCGCGGGGAGAGCUCCAGUAAAACAGAGGCAGGAGUCAAAGGGAGGCGGCAUAGCAGAGGCAGGGAUGACCGCGUCUCAUCACCUGGAACCCGGGCUGCUGGUGCUGCUGCUGGCCUGGUGGCAAACACCGGGGAUGGUCGGUGGAACUGUGCCAGUGGCGCCCGUGAACGUCUCGGUGACCCAGCUGAGGGCGCACUCAGCCAUGGUGACCUGGAACGUCCCUCAGGGCGACACCGUCAUUGGUUACGCCAUCUCUCAGCAGAGGCAGGAUGGCCUAAUGCAGCGCUCCAUCCGGGAGGUGAACACAUCCAGUCGCUGGUGUGUCCUGUGGGAUCUGGACGAGGAUACACACUACAGCGUCCAGGUCCAGUCCGUCGGGCUGCACGGGGACAGCCAACCCAGCCGUCCCGUCCACUUCAGGACAUUGGAGAGAACCGACCAUUAUCCAGCCGGAGUCCUGGACCACCAUGAACCAGCGAUGGAAGGUCUGGGGAUGACUCCUCACCUGCAGACCGGAGAGCUGCUCAUUAUCACCACCGUGCUGCUGUUGUGGGCCGCCGUCAUCGCCCUCUUCUGCCGGCAGUACGACAUCAUCAAGGACAACGACUCCAACGGUACCAAGGAGAAGGCCAAGAGGCCGCUGGUCCAGGCCAGCACCUCCUACUACAACGCCUCAGCAGGCAGCUCACCAAUCUACCACAAUGGAGACGUCCACAGCAGCAGGCUGCAUCGAGCCUCGUCUUCCAUCAGCAUCAUCAGAGUCUGAUGUUCUGAGACUUUUCUUCUCAGGAGGAGUUUCAGCCAGAUUAUCCCGAUCCGUGUGGGGAUUUACGGACCUGCUGCUGCAGCUGGGACUCCAAACUGUUGUAAAAUAUGAGCAGACGUCGGAGUGAUUCAAUGCUGCCCUCUAAUGGCGGAAGACGACUGAACCUGAUGCUUUCCUCCUUGUGAUGUCAAAGAACAAUGUGAAUAUUUUCCAGCCCGUUUGCCUCAAAUUCCUCCAGUUCACUAGGACCGAUGCUGCUGUUGCUCCAUCACAGUCCCAAUAAUUCUUAAGGACAAUGUUAAUGGAUUAUUUGACCUCUUGUUUUCAUCAUCAGUGAUUAAACGUUCAGCUUUCAUCAUGGUUUAAAUAUGUAGAUACAUCAAAGGUGUUAGAGAUUAACUUUAAGUGUAAUCUUUGCAGUGAUGGUGGUGAAAUUACGCUGUAAAUAUUUCAUAAAUGAAUUCAUUAAAUCAAGUUCAGAUUUUUGAA